Messenger RNA from Xenopus laevis (African clawed frog), 6639 nucleotides. It is a transcript of the gene eya1.L, whose product is annotated as EYA transcriptional coactivator and phosphatase 1 L homeolog. Bases 1633 to 3408 code for a protein of 591 amino acids. Gene Ontology annotation, molecular function: protein tyrosine phosphatase activity. Gene Ontology annotation, cellular component: nucleus. Lineage: Eukaryota; Metazoa; Chordata; Amphibia; Anura; Pipidae. The record is from RefSeq and is a predicted model, not a curated record. Gene Ontology annotation, biological process: positive regulation of DNA repair; cell differentiation; negative regulation of extrinsic apoptotic signaling pathway in absence of ligand. The transcript has 17 exons.
UGUAUGUGGAAUGUGAAAAUAAAAACAGUUACGAAGGCUUCUUCCUUUUAGCUGGUGCUUAAUAUCAGGAGUAUCAGGAAGUCCUAUCACCUUAGCUAAUUCGCUAUAAGCAGAAUAUCAAAUGUACUUUGUGCGUGUGAGCAGCAGAGAAAAGGGCUGCAUUUGUGCCGUGCAAUCAAACUUCCCCGCGUGACUUUCUGUCCAAAUCUUACUGUUUGAUGUUGUGCACUAUGGUUUCCUUUUCAGUGUUAAAGUUAGUGCUUCUAUGGAGAUCAAGACAAAACAAACAACAACAAAAAAAAACUAGAAGUGGAGUUUGAGUGAAUAUAUUGCACUUAAAAUGCCUCAUCUCUAGCCUUUGUUUAUUGCUCAUCAAAAAGAUGUCAGUUCAGGUCGAGUGGAAAUGCACAUGAAAGUUUUUGGAUACAGGCAUUUUAGACAAUACAUCCCUGUUGCAGAUGAAGGGUUUGUGUGUGCUUUCAUGCUGCCGAAAGCCUUUCUACACCUGGAUGUUAUGCUCCGCUGUAAAUGGGUCACUCUGUAUAAACUCAUAUUGGCCUUAUUCCUUUAUAUAAGGUAAACGCUCAUCAGAGGCAGCAGGAUACUCAUUAUAUUAUCACGUUAUCCACUUACUUUUGUAUUUAUGACUUUAACUUGUUGGGAAGUUGGGAAGUCCCAUCGUGUUAUUCUAACAACAAUAGCACAGAUAUAUGUAAUACAUUUUUGGCCAGAAAAGGCAACAUCCCCUUUCAGUUUAACACUUAAGAAUUCAUUAUAAGCAGAUAACACAUAGACAGGCACUAAAACCUGUGCCAAAGCUACAUGCAGUUGGUGUACAACAAACAGCCCAUAUAAUAUUUUAGCAUUUUUUGACAUCAAGAUACAUCCAUGCACAGGCAUAUACCUACCCUCUCCAGAAUCAUUCUUUGGAGAACUGCAAGAUUCAGCUUUUAUUCCGUAUUCAGUUUCCACCUAUUUCCAAUAAGAGCAAUAACUACUCUCAGGCUGAACAAGAAUCAUUUAUAAGAUAAUUUCCCCAUUUCCAGAUCACUCCUGAAGCCGACUCUGUUAAAUUAAAAAGAACAAAAAUGUGAAAUAGUGACGAUGAUAAAAUCAGGGGAUUGAGUUAAAGGGUGAGAAAGAGAAGCAUUUUAAGCAUUUAUACGAGAAGAUGAAAGAUGCUUUGAGGGCACUGCUGGGUGUCAUGCUUGAGUUACUUCGGUUAUUGUGCUAAUUCUCCUAAUAGCCACCUUUCUCAAGCACCUUGUCCUAACUACCUUAGGGAAACUGCUUUGCAUGUUGAUUGGGGGAGGGGAAAUCCUUUUUUGCAGCUGUCAUAGACCAAUGAUGAAUCACUAUCCCUGCCAUUUGCCUGCCUUCCCCCUGACAUGGAGAAAGAGGAGGAGAACAGCAGGGAGAAUCCACAGUUGAGACUCUAAGUUAAAGACAAUAUGAUUUUACUAGCACAGUGUCUUCUCCUGCGCUUGGUCUCACACUAAUAGCCCAACAAUCACUGUCCCUUCCACUUCUGCCUCUGCUGGGAUCUAUAUCCAUAACAGCAUGUGCCUCGGACUGUAUAGGUGUAUAGAACAAUCCAGUUCCAAUGUUGCCGUUUUCUGAAGUCACAGGUCUAUGGAAAUGCAGGAUCUAGCCAGCCCACAUAGUAGACUUAGUGGCAGUGGUGAUUCUCCCAGUGGGACAGGCCUCGAUAAUUCCCACAUAAACAGCAAUUCCAUGACACCAAAUGGCACAGAAGUUAAAACAGAGCCCAUGAGCAGCAGUGACAUUGUGACUACAACUUCAGACGGACAUUUAGACAACUUCUCAGGGUCAGUGAUUGGAAGCAGUGGAUAUAGCCCACGACAAGCACACCAGUUUUCCCCACAAAUAUAUCCAUCCAAAGCAUAUCCCCAUAUUCUGCCUACCCCUUCUUCCCAAACUAUGGCUGCAUAUGGACAGACACAAUUCUCCUCGGGAAUGCAACAAGCAACAGCAUAUGCAACAUACCCUCAGCCAGGACAGCCUUAUGGAAUCCCGCCAUAUGGUGCAUUGUGGGCAGGCAUCAAGACGGAAGGUGGAUUACCACAGCCACAGUCACCUGGACAGACUGGAUUUCUAAGCUAUGGCUCAAGCUUUACUGCACCACAGCCUGGACAAGCACCAUACAGUUAUCAAAUGCAAGGGAGCAGUUUUACCACAACAUCAGGAAUCUAUGCAGGAAGUAAUUCACUCACAAAUUCAACUGGAUUUAAUAGUUCCCAGCAGGAAUAUCCAUCUUAUCCCAGCUUUGGCCAGGGUCAGUAUGCACAAUAUUAUAACAGUUCGCCGUAUCCUUCACAUUACAUGACAAGCAGUAACACCAGCCCUACCACUCCCUCAACCACUGCAACCUACCAGCUACAGGAGCCACCAUCCGGAAUCACCAGCCAAGCUGUUACAGAUCACUCCACAGCCGAAUACAGCACUAUCCACAGUCCAUCAACGCCUAUUAAAGAUUCAGAUUCAGAUCGAUUGCGGCGCAGUUCGGAUGGAAAGUCACGGGGACGAGGCAGGAGAAACAACAACCCUUCCCCACCUCCAGAUUCUGACCUUGAAAGAGUUUUCAUUUGGGAUCUGGAUGAGACAAUUAUUGUUUUCCACUCGUUGUUGACAGGAUCUUAUGCUAACAGAUACGGAAGGGACCCACCUUCUUCAGUAUCACUUGGGCUCCGCAUGGAGGAAAUGAUAUUCAACUUGGCCGACACGCAUUUGUUCUUCAAUGAUUUAGAGGAAUGUGACCAGGUUCAUAUUGAUGAUGUUUCUUCAGAUGACAAUGGACAAGAUUUAAGCACAUAUAACUUUGGAACAGAUGGCUUUCCAGCAGCAGCUACCAGUGCAAACCUGUGUUUAGCAACGGGGGUUCGAGGAGGAGUGGACUGGAUGAGAAAAUUGGCUUUUCGUUAUAGAAGAGUAAAAGAGAUCUACAACACAUACAAAAACAAUGUUGGAGGUCUACUUGGUCCUGCCAAACGAGAAGCAUGGCUGCAACUGAGGGCAGAAAUUGAAGCACUGACAGAUUCCUGGUUAACGCUUGCACUGAAAGCCCUUACUUUAAUCCAUUCUAGGACAAACUGCGUAAAUAUACUUGUUACAACUACACAGCUUAUUCCAGCCCUGGCAAAGGUCUUGCUGUAUGGACUGGGGAUCGUUUUCCCAAUUGAGAACAUUUAUAGUGCAACCAAAAUAGGAAAAGAAAGUUGCUUUGAAAGAAUUAUUCAGCGCUUUGGGCGGAAAGUUGUAUAUGUUGUAGUAGGUGACGGGGCUGAGGAAGAACAAGGAGCCAAAAAGCAUUCAAUGCCAUUUUGGAGAAUCACAAGCCACUCUGACCUGAUGGCCCUGCACCAUGCUUUAGAACUUGAAUAUUUAUAGCAACAAAUGGCACUUUGUUUUUCCCUGAAGAGAUUUAAAGGAUAUCUCAAAACAUUAUUUCCUUUGUCACUAUGCAAAUUGGUCAUUUGUAACAAGCUAUAACGGAAUCGCCAUUGAAAAAUCAUUGAUGUAAUAUUGCUGGUAUUAAGCACGCUGACAAAUGGCUACCAUGCCCUACAAACAUCGAACGUCAGCCAUCAUCACAGUUCUAGAGACAAAAUAAAGGGUUGUUCCUGUGAAGAAAAACUGUAUUACCUAGCGUAAUCGGAAUGAGGGGAUCUUCUUCUUAAUAAAUGGUCCUCUCCAUGCAGCUCCAUUCUCUCUCUCUGCCUCAUUUCCUGAAGAAACGUUUACUGUUUGUCUUCUUGCACCCAAAGUAAUAAAUCGUAUUUAUGAAUGGACUUAACAUACAGAUACAUGAGGAUUUAUAUGGUAAGGCACGUGAGCUCUAACAGGCUUUUUCAUUUGGACUCUAGUCUAACCUGUAUACUGUAAUUUAAACUAUGUACAUCACUGAGACAAUCAUGUACAGAAAGAUUUUGUGUAAAUUUGUAAUAAUGGAUUCUUUUACAUAUUGUUUAGGUAAAUACUCUUAAAGGGUAUCAAUGCCUUGGUCAGGCACAUAUACUGGGCAGUGUGUGUGUGUGUGAGCUGUGGUGCAGUGCCUUAACAAAGCGUUAGAUAUAAAUAUGUAGAUAUAUUUUAUUUUUAUUUUUUUUUAACUGUAGUGGUAUUUGUUAUGACCAAAAGCAUGGAUGUCAAGUGUCAAUAAUCUUUUACCAUUACCUCUUUUUAACACUAAUGGAAACAGAAAACAUGCUUGCUUGUUCAUAACUCAAGGGUGACAAGUUAACUAAGCACCAGAGGAAAAAAAUAUCAUCUUAAACUCAAUGACAUCUUAGGAUAGGUCCAAACAGGCAUCUGUCUUAUUGCAUGUACUCACUGUGAGAAAGCAUCCAAAAACUAUCAUUAAUAUUAGCUUGAGAGAGAAGACACACUAAUUAGUAUUGGAUAAGUGAAAGCUCCAACUUGUGGGAGGCAGUUGACAACCAACGUAUGACAAUGGAGCUUCUCAGGUGUGGCAUGCUGAGGGUGCUACUGCCAGCCUACCUUGGACAAUGUGAAGUCUGCCUCCACUUAUUUAUAUUGCUUCUCAGUGGCACAAGCAUUAAAGCAUUUCCUCGUGGCCCUAUCCUUUCUGUGGCACAUACUUGAGUGCUUACCCUCAGCACUGUUGUGCUUCAAAUCUUAAUAACUUGCAAUAAAGACAGAACAUUUUUCUAGUAACAGGAGUGCCUCUUUUUAUCUCAGCUAUUCCCCUAUCUUGUCUAUAUCGUUCUUGUUGUCUCUUAUCCUCUUGUUUAUGUUGGUACACAUUCAAUGCACCUAGUAAAAUAUCCAAUUAGUAAGAGAGGUCCACCAAUUUGUAUACUUAAAAGAGGAUCAUCAUGCUGUGGUUGAUUGAUGAUGGCCGGUUUGAAUGCGAGCUACUGAAUUAAGGUACAAUAUGUUCCUCUUUAUUCCCUUAUAUCUCAUCAGCUCUCUUGUAUUUGAAUCAAGAUGUGGUUGUCCUGCAGAAUACUAAUUGAAAGUUCUGUUAUAUAGCAUUAAUUCAUACACUGUGCUGAAUGGUUCAGUGUAAAGCUUUCUCUAUGCAAUAGUUUUCCCCUGCAAUGAUCAUAAUAAUCAUUGGGGCUGACAACGUAAGGUACAGAUAUGCAAUCCAUUAUCUGAAAACCCGUUAUCCUGAAAGCUCAGAAUUAUAGAAAGGUCAUCUCCCAAAGACUCAAUUUUAUCCAAAUAAUCCAAUUUUUUUUUAAUUAUUUUUUCUCUGUAAUAAUAAAACAGUAACUUGUACUUGAUCCAAACUAAGAUAUAAUUAUUUAAUGUUUAAAUUAUUUUCUUGUAGGCUUAAGGUAUGGAGAUCGAAAUGAGCAUUCUGGAUAACAGGUUCCAUACAUGUAUAAUUAUUUACAUGAUGUUACAGUAAGCUAAAAAAAAAAAAAGCCAUUCUGGGCUUAAUCGCACACAGUAGACAUUCAAUGUCAUUUUUUAGUUGCUGAAUAAAGUCUCUUACUUAACCCAAUGUUCAUUUUAAAUUCAUUAGAUGCCAAUUAACAGAGCUUUCACUUUACUUGAGCAAAAACAAUUGACUGGAGACAAUUGGGCUCAUUUAUCAACACUGGGCAAAUUUGCCCAUGGUCAGUUACCUAUAGCAACCAAUCAGUGAUUAGCUUUUUAAAGCCAGCUGCAAUUUGAUUGGUUGCCAUGAGUUAAUGCCCAUGAGCAAAUUAGCCCAGUGUUGGUAAAUUACCCCCAAUGGUACCAAAAAGGAAAUAAAUUAUAAUUUUGGGAGGAAUUGAGCAUUAAAGCAAAUCUUUAUAAUUAUUUGCAGGGUAAAUUCUAAGGUAGGAGGCCUGUAAAGCAUCAGGCUAAUUACUCUCAAUGUGAGAACCUGCCUGGCAGGCCUUGGGAUUAGUAAAAGAAAAUAAGUUGCACCUGCAAUUUACCAGGUAAUAUGAAUUAUCACUUUUCAACAAUUUCUCAUCUAUUUAACAUUCACCUUCUGAGUUUACUAUUCUGAACUGCAGUCAUCUAUUCUUUGGCAUAAAUGGUACAUUCAAGGGGUAAUUCAGUAGUAUCGCAAGCUUAUUUCCUUUCUCAGCACUUUUCACUUCAGCCUUACAAAGGGUUUAGAGAUCUCUUUAGUCACACAUGUUUACCUUUCUGUUUCUGCUUGCUUGGAACACUAGCUCCACACUGUAGCUAUACACUAGAAAAACUAGCUUGGGACUAAACAAAAGCAAACUCCUCCCAGCAGAGGACUCGUAUUGCUGCUAGAAUCAGUCAUUUUUGGAUUUGACAAAUAGCUUUGUUACCAACAGUGUAAAGUAGUGUUUAUGUUCUGCUGAGAAGAAUACACAGGGAUUUUUUUAACAGUCCUUAUUCAGACAUGUUGGCCUUAUUGUACGAAAGAUGUGUGCUCUGUACGGAAAAUGCAAAUGUGUACAGGUUUUUUUUUUCUUUUCAUCCAAUUUUGUGUUAAAUUAAUAAAUUUUAAUUUGUGAAAUAUUAAUUAAAUUGUGCUUAAUUUUAUUUUUUACAUGUACUUAUUGUAAUUAUUGUAUUACUUGGACGUUGUUUUUUGGGGGGAGCUUCUGUAAGAGGAAAAAAAAUCUAGAAAAGUUGAAGAAAAUAAAUCAGCUGAAAUAAAAUUGGAAGAGUAAAUUA